Molecule: messenger RNA, 555 nt
Organism: Numida meleagris (helmeted guineafowl)
Lineage: Eukaryota; Metazoa; Chordata; Aves; Galliformes; Numididae
Product: rho GTPase-activating protein 32-like
Exons: 2
Coding region: 14-283 (89 amino acids)
Biological process (GO): small GTPase-mediated signal transduction
Cellular component (GO): Golgi apparatus; nucleoplasm; actin cytoskeleton
Molecular function (GO): GTPase activator activity
Source: RefSeq, a predicted model, not a curated record
CCUGGAGUACCUGAUGAGACACUUAGCUUGUCUGGUUGGGAGCUCCUCCAUCACAAAUAUGCAUGCUAAGAACUUAGCGAUUGUGUGGGCUCCAAACCUCUUAAGAUCACCGCAGAGCGAGUCUGCAUGCGUCAGCGGAGGAGCUGCCUUCAUGGAAGUGCAGACGCAGUCGGCCGUGGUGGAAUUCAUCCUGAACCACACGGACGUCCUCUUUGGCUCCAACUCCGCAUCAGACAUCGGAGAUGGAGCAGGUGAGUGUCUACCUCCAUUAGCUUUGUCUUGACCAGACACCCUGAUCAAAUCCAGACCUUCUCCAAGAUCUUUGACAUGUGCUUGUACUGUCGAGGAGACAGCAGCCUUCUGGGCUUAGCUAAGAGUAUGGCAUCCUGUUGCUGGCUCCUGAGAACGUCCAAACCCAGACGUGACAAGAAGAAAACUGCCACUGUCUUGAUGACGUUUUGCAUGCAGAUGAAGCUUGAUUGAAGUAUGGCAGUGAAGCUUUCUGACUUACCUGCCCCCAUUUUCUAGGGUUGUUGUUGGCCUGCUUAAAUGCAG